UGGCUUUAAAAACAGAAACAUGAAUUCUAAAAUGAAGCAGCAGUCAAAUACUGAAAAACAUCCCACGGUGAAGCAGGUUUCAACAAGUAAUACAAACUGCACAUCACAGAGACAGACCCUUAAGAUGAUACAGCCAUCCAUUACAGGUUGUCUUGUGGGCAGGGCAAAUGAGCAGGCUAAGUCUUCAGUCAAGAAGAAAUUUUGGAGUGAUCAGCUUAUCUCAAAAGCAUCCAAACCUGAGGCUGCUGAUAAAAUGGAACACAGAAACAUAAGAGGAACGAUCCAGCCUUCUGAUCUUACAGCAAAAGGAAAUCCUUCAUACCAGUAUUGGAAGGAACUGGCUGAAGAGAGGAGGAAAGCCCUGUAUGAGGUGUUACAAGAAAAUGAAAAGUUGCAUCAAGAAAUCGAAUUAAAAGAUAGUGAAAUUGCUCGUCUAAAAGAAGAAAAUGAAGAACUGGCAGAACUAGCUGGCCAUGUACAUUAUAUGGCAGAUAUGAUAGAGCAAAUAACUGGACAAGCACCAGAAAGCCUAGACAUUUUGAAAAAAUUAGAACUGGAAGAAAUUGCAUAUGAAGAAAACGAUUCUGCUGAGGAGGAUUUAGAUGGUGAAUCUGAAGAGGAAUAUUCAAAGUUCUCUGUUAGUUCUACAGAGAAUGUUGCAGAUGUGCUUAUAAAUUGAGAAAGUAACCUCUGAAAGUAUUGGGUUUCUAAAGGAGGGGGGGCAGGGGAAUCAGGAAACCUUCUGAAAACUACAAAUUUAUCUAAGAUUUGGAGGAUGGGAUUGCACUACUAAUGUGUAGCAGAGUGAGUUACAGUCUUGCCAGAAGUAUUAGACUGUAUCUAAUCACUUGAUUAAUUGGAAAUACUAUGUAUUUCAGCUUGUAAAUAGUUUUUAUUCAUGCGCUAUGAGAUGUGUAAUUACCAAAUAAACUACCCACACAAUUAUGAUACCGUUUUCAAAAUGGAACUUACUUCUUGAUCCACAUGAUACACAAUCUAGUUUUAUCUGGCAGGUCCCUUUAUCCUUGCCUAGAGACUCCUUCCAUUGUAGGCACAAUUCCUAAAUAGGAAUUUUGAAAUUAGUAAUUUUUCCUCAUUCUUAAAUCUUCCCAAAUCAGACGCACCUCUGCUUCUGCCUUCCCAGGAUUAACUUGCAGGCUUAUCUUGUCUCAAAAGGCAGUGUCUUUAAAAUGUAAAACACUUUUUCUAACAGCUUUAUUAAAUCCACAGUUUGAGACCUCUCAGUCCUGAUGCUCUAAUUAGCCCUGUGCAUGGAAUAGACAGUAAUGGGAAGAAAACUACCAGUAACAUAUAUUUUGUUUCAAAAUGUAAGUCCUUAUAAAAUUGGUGCAAUGUAAGAGAAUGUAUUUAAUUCCACUGGGUUUUAUUUAGCCGGAUAGAUUAAUCAUUUAACAGGGAAAUGAAUUGCCCUGGCCACUUCACUUUGCAUAAAUGUUUAAUCUACAUCAUCUUACCUGCUUUUCACCUUGCUUCUUCCCUCCUGCUUUUUGUAACUUGCUUGAUAAAGAUUUCAGGAAAAUUUGAGAGCUGCUUAUUAUUUUGUGCCAUUUUGAUUAGUUUUAUUAAAGUUAUUUUUCUGCUGUGAA
Candoia aspera is the source of this 1607-nucleotide messenger RNA. It is a transcript of the gene GMNN, whose product is annotated as geminin DNA replication inhibitor. Gene Ontology annotation, biological process: negative regulation of cell cycle; negative regulation of DNA replication. The coding region runs from base 20 to 679 and encodes 219 amino acids. NCBI's taxonomy places the organism in Eukaryota, Metazoa, Chordata, Lepidosauria, Squamata, Candoiidae. Gene Ontology annotation, cellular component: nucleus. The record is from RefSeq and is a predicted model, not a curated record. The transcript has 6 exons.